AUGUCGUCUCCAAGGGUGUGGUUCAUGACCGGUUGCUCGACGGGGUUUGGUCGCCUCAUGACUGAACUCGUGCUCGAGCGCGGAGAUGUUGCAGUCAGCACCGCCAGAAAGCCCGAAGUCCUCGCAGGAUUGGCCGCCAUUUAUCCAGAAGAUCGAUUGCUCAUUCUCAAACUCGAUGCAGAGAGAAGGUUCGGUCGCAUCGACGUCGUCUUCAACAAUGCCAGGUUCGGUAUACUUGGCGAGCUGGAAGGGAUUCCUGAAAACACCGCUCGCGGAUUGUUUGACGUCAAUUUCUGGGGCGCAGUGAAUGUGAGCAAGGAGGCGAUCAGAGUCUUCCGCGAGGUCAACAGACCUCAAGGUGGAAGACUUCUGCAGAUGUCGUCCAUGUACGGUGUUGAAGCCAAUCCGCCCUUUGGGAUCUAUAGUGCUGCGAAAUUCGCGUUGGAAGGCUUCACGGAAUCACUCGCCGCAGAGAUUGAUCCGAAGUGGGAAAUCAAGAUUACCCUCUUGGAGCCUGGAUUUUUCAAGACGAACCUGCGAGCCAACGCGGUCGAGAUGGAGCCGCAUCCCGCUUACACACGUCAUCGUCUGCUAUCAGCUACCCGCCUUGCUGCCAGUGGCGAGGUAUUCCACAGGGACCCAAAGAAUGCCGUCGCUGCUAUGUAUCGCCUUGUGUCUCUUCCUGACCCGCCACUGCAUUUCCCAUUGGGAGAGGACGCCAUAGUGCUGAAGUCGCGCUUCAAAACGGAGAAGUCGCAGUCAGCACGCUCGGGAAACCAGACAACCUCGUCGAUCUUGCUCGUGAAUACACGGGAGAAUGUCCUCAAUGUCGCAAUCUGGCGGCGUAGCGACGAGCGCCGCGGCGGAACGGACCGAAUAGAGCCCGACCCGGGGCUAAAUAGUAUGCGUGUGUCUGACUUUAAUAUUACACGUUCGGUCGGAUUCGGCAGCAAGCGACUCACUGAAACAUUUAAGUGCUUCGAUCAUAUUCAACACUCAUUAAACGAAUUCGCGCCGGUUAUUGAAAGGCGAUUCCAUAAUGCAAUCAAGGCUGUCGUCAAAACUAAGGGUAUGAUCACCUUUCGAGGAAAAAGGAAGCUAGGUUGCAUGCGAAAAUGGAUGGGUAAAAGACGUGGUCGGAAAAACUGGAGAAAGUCGAAGGAACUUACAUUCAUUCGGUUCACUUCGCUGCAGCUCAGACGACAACUUCGCUGGGAUGGGGUGAAUGCGACGCUCCGAAAUCCUGAGUUUCGACGCGUCAGUCUGCCCGCGGAGGUUAUCACUGAAGAGAAUGAUCGCAUAGUGGUUUUCGACGUGCAACACAGCCACUGCUGA
This is a messenger RNA of Laetiporus sulphureus 93-53, 1335 nucleotides long. RefSeq names its product NAD(P)-binding protein. Gene Ontology annotation, molecular function: oxidoreductase activity. Lineage: Eukaryota; Fungi; Basidiomycota; Agaricomycetes; Polyporales; Laetiporaceae. Bases 1 to 1335 code for a protein of 444 amino acids. The transcript has 9 exons. The record is from RefSeq and is a predicted model, not a curated record.